AUGGCUCAGACCGACUACAAGUUCGAAGGGUGGAUGGGUCUCGAUAAGGACUCGGCCGACGGCAAGAUGGUCUGGCAAGAAUUCGAGCCCAAGGCCUGGGAGGAGACCGACGUCGACAUUAAAAUCUCUCACUGUGGUGUCUGUGGUUCGGAUUUGCACACUCUUCGCAGCGGCUGGAGGCCAGCCUUGUAUCCCUGCUGCGUGGGCCAUGAGCUCGUCGGCACCGCCGUGCGCGUCGGAUCCAAGGCCGUUGGCGGCAUCAAGGUCGGCGAUCGUGUUGGUGUUGGCGCGCAGAGCGACUCUUGCCUGGGCCGUCUUGGAGACUGCCCGGAAUGUGCCAUGGGCUGGGAGCAGUACUGCAACAAGAAGUUCGUGGGUACAUACAACAAUACCCAUCUGAAUGGCGGAAAGUCCUACGGCGGUUAUGCUCUCUACAACCGUGCUCCCUCUCACUUCGUUAUCAAGAUCCCUGACAGCAUCCCCUCGGCGCACGCAGCCCCUAUGCUGUGCGGUGGUGUCACUCUUUACAGCCCUCUGAAGCACAACGGCUGCGGUCCUGGCAAGAGCGUUGGUAUCAUUGGUGUCGGUGGACUGGGUCACUUUGGUGUCCUCCUGGCUAAGGCCAUGGGCGCCGACAAGGUCGUUGCUUUCUCGCGCAAGGCCGGUAAGGCUGCGGACGCUCUUAAAAUGGGUGCAGACCUUUACAUUGCCACUGAUGAUGAGCCCGACUGGGCUACUAAGCACGCCCGUUCCCUGGACCUCAUUGUGUGCACCGUGUCCUCGUCCAAGAUGCCCAUGACUGAGUACUUGGGACUACUUGCAACCGACGGUGCUCUGGUGCAAGUUGGGAUGCCCGAAGAUGGCAUGCUCUCGGCCCCCGUGCCGAGACUGACCCGUCGUCUCAAGGUGACGAGCUCCCUGGUCGGAAGUCCCGACGAGAUCCGUGAGAUGUUCCAGCUCGUUGCAGAGAAGAAGGUGGAGCCGUGGAUCGAGGAGAUCCCGAUGAAGAACGCAAAUGAGGCGAUUGUGGAUAUGGAGGCUGGAAAGGCACGCUACCGUUACGUGCUUGUCAACGAGGAGCAUUAA
Molecule: messenger RNA, 1086 nt
Organism: Aspergillus heteromorphus CBS 117.55
Lineage: Eukaryota; Fungi; Ascomycota; Eurotiomycetes; Eurotiales; Aspergillaceae
Product: NAD(P)-dependent alcohol dehydrogenase
Exons: 3
Coding region: 1-1086 (361 amino acids)
Biological process (GO): alcohol metabolic process
Molecular function (GO): alcohol dehydrogenase (NADP+) activity; zinc ion binding
Source: RefSeq, a predicted model, not a curated record